CACAAAGCAAGAGAAUCCCAAGGGAAAGAAAAGCUCUAGUUGGAGGAAGAGAGAAGCUAGGAAAAUCCACAAGAAAUAGUUUGUGUUUAAGGAGUCGAAAUCGCCGGAAACCGCCACUUUAAGGGAGCUGCCCGUUUCUGCAGAACACGAAAGCCGCCCGGCUUUCGUGAAAGCCGCCCGGAUUUUGCCCAGCAGCUCAGUUUUACACCUUCAAUCGGCCUGGAACGGGGAUUGAUCGAGGGGCUUAGCAAAGGCAACUAUUUCAGCACUUCAUAAGUUUCAGGUAGGACUUGAAGGUUGCUACCAUCGCCCGCGGCUUCGGGAGGAUCAAGGGGAGAAGAUGUGGUUCGUGCUUCUUCCGUGCAACACUUCGAAUGUGCAUUGACUAUCGUCAACUGAACAAGGUCACAAUCAAGAAUAGGUAUCCCUUGCCUAGGAUUGAUGACUUGUUUGAUCAGCUCCGAGGAGCGACAAUAUUUUCGAAGAUUGACUUGAGGUCGGGGUACCACCAACUGAAAAUAAAGGAGGAUGACAUACCGAAGAGUGCAUUCCGCACAAGGUAUGGUCAUUUCGAGUUCCUAGUUAUGUCGUUCGGGCUAACCAACGCCCCGGCGGCAUUUAUGGACUUGAUGAACCGGGUAUUUCAUAAAUACUUGGACCGGUUUGUGAUUGUGGUCAUAGAUGAUAUCUUGAUUUACUCAAAGAGUGAAGAAGAGCAUGAGGAGCACUUGAUACUUGUUCUUGAGACACUACGGGAGAAGCAACUCUACGCCAAGUUUUCCAAAUGUGAAUUUUGGCUAUGGGAGAUUGGCUUCCUCGGGCAUGUGGUUUCAGGAUCAGGGAUUGCCGUAGAUAACAAGAAGAUUGAGGCCAUUACUGAAUGGGAGAGGCCAAAGAACGUCAAGGAAAUUCGUAGCUUCCUUGGAUUGGCAGGGUACUACCGAAAAUUUGUGGAGAAGUUCUCAGUUUUGGCAUCGCCAUUGACAAAGCUCACUCGAAAGGGGGCCAAGUUUGUAUGGGAUGACCGAUGUGAGAAGGGAUUCCUUGAACUGAAG
Cuscuta europaea is the source of this 1055-nucleotide messenger RNA. The record is from the annotation of a GenBank genome assembly. Lineage: Eukaryota; Viridiplantae; Streptophyta; Magnoliopsida; Solanales; Convolvulaceae.